AUGCAGAGACCAGGCAUACUGCGGGGCCAGUACCGGAUCUAUGUGUUGGUGGGGGUCACCUUUGUCGUGUCCUUCAUCCUGUUCGAGCUCGCCACUUACGGCUCGCUUAUCUUGGACGACUAUCACCACCCGCCCGUCAUCAAGGGCUCGCCCACGCCGACACCUCUCACGACUGUCCGUGGCCUCUCUCCUGAGCAGCGGGAACGGUGGGAGGCAUCGGGCCUCAAGUGCGCCGGCUCGGGCGUGCAGCUGACGCUGGCUCGUAUCAACGACGACUACUGCGAUUGUGCUGAUGGCACCGAUGAGCCAGCUUUGGUGAUGGCUCUGACUCUGUCUGGCCGACUCUGCGCCAGGUACGAGCGCGUGUGCGAACGGACGGUUCUGCACCACAUGCCGAGCAGCAUGGUGGACGACGGCAUCUGCGAUUGCUGCGACGGAUCGGAUGAGGCGAGGCGACGAUGUCCCAACACCUGCGCCUCGUACCAUCCGCCCGCCCCUGAUGACGAUGGCGGUGACAACCUUGAUGGCGCCCACAAGAGCAAGCCGCACGAGAGCAUAGGCUACUCCUUCCUCGUCAUAUGCCUGUGGUUGUUCAUACUCUGCCACCUCUUCGCGAUUUUGGGAGGCCUUUGGUACCUUGCCUCGCCAGCUCGACGAGACCACGCCCUCUAG
This is a messenger RNA of Acanthamoeba castellanii str. Neff, 672 nucleotides long. RefSeq lists its product as uncharacterized. The record is from RefSeq and is a predicted model, not a curated record. Lineage: Eukaryota; Discosea; Longamoebia; Acanthamoebidae. The transcript is spliced from 6 exons. Gene Ontology annotation, biological process: N-glycan processing. Bases 1 to 672 code for a protein of 223 amino acids. Gene Ontology annotation, cellular component: glucosidase II complex.